CACAAUACACUAGUACACACAUGACACAUCUCUAUAGAAAUGCAACUCAGGCCCACCCACCCCUUCCACUUCCUUCAUUCUACAAUCUACACCCAAAUUAUUCUCUCUCUCUUUCUCUCUCUGUCUGUCUAGCACCGCAUACUAUUUUAGCUUUGUUUUGAAAAGAAAUAAAAAGAUAUAAAAAGAAAUGGCAGAUUGGGGGCCGGUACUAGUAGGGGUGAUACUGUUUAUACUGUUGCAACCGGGGCUUUUAUUCCAGCUGCCUGGAAACGGAAAACAAGUUGAGUUUGGAAGCAUGAAAACAAACGGCAAAGCCAUCGCUGUUCACACUCUCAUCUUUUUCACCAUCUAUUCCAUUCUCAUCCUUGCUGUCCAUGUCCAUAUCUACACCGGCUAAUUCUUCUUCUUGUUCUUUUCUUUCUUAAAGUUGAUCUGUAAUAAUAUUUUAGUUUUUUCUAGUACUGAACUACUGAUUGUAUUCCUAGUCUUAAUUAAUAAUAUGUUUCUUUUUUUGUUUCUGCUA
Erigeron canadensis is the source of this 523-nucleotide messenger RNA. RefSeq lists its product as uncharacterized. NCBI's taxonomy places the organism in Eukaryota, Viridiplantae, Streptophyta, Magnoliopsida, Asterales, Asteraceae. The coding region runs from base 188 to 397 and encodes 69 amino acids. The transcript has a single exon. The record is from RefSeq and is a predicted model, not a curated record.